CCAGGGGCUUUAAAAAGAGCUCCAUUUUGUGCCGGCUGUGCCUGGGAGGCGGCGGGAGAGCGAGGCUGCUGCUGCUGAGGAGAAAAAGGAGGAGGAGGAACUUGAGGCUGGGCAGGAGUUGCCGCGCGGCGGCGCUGCAGAGGAGGAGGAAGAGGAGGGGGAGGAUGAAGCUGAAGCGAGGAGGAGUCCUGGCUGAGGAGAAGAAGCAGCAGGGAAAUGCUGAGGAGGGAUGCGGUGCUUUCCCGGCGCCUGAGGCGUCAGCGGCGGAGAAAGUGGUGCACUCGCGCGCGCAGGCCCUGUCUCGCGGCGGCGCGGCCAAAGCCCUGGGCGACGCCUUCAAGCUGCUGGUGCCCAAGUCCACGGAGUUCAUGAGCUCGGACGCCGAGCUGUGGAACUUCCUCUGCAGCCUCCGCCACGAGUUCUCGCCGGUCAUCCUCCGCAGCAAGGACGUCUACGGCUACGCCUCCUGCCGCGCCGUCGUGCCCGACCCGCCGCCUCACUCCCCUCCUCACGGCGGGAGACCCAGGAGAGCCGCCGCCAGGAGAGGGCGCCAGGGAGCCCGAGGAGCAGCAGGGAGGAGCAGGAGGAGGAGAAGGGGCGUCAAGAGGCCCCGCGAAGAGGAGGAGGAGCCUGAGGCGGCUGAGGAGACUGAGGGCCGCCCCGCAGACGCCUUCUUCCCCGCCCUCAAGGUCCGAGGGAGCAUCUGGAACCGACGCAGCUUGGAAGCCGCCCGGAGGAAAGCCCAGCGCCUCUUCCGCGUCGAUUUGGCGCCUUUUGUGAGGCUCCAGCGCCUCAAGGAUUCCUGAGGAGAGCCUGAGAGCAGGCUUGGGCCUAGUUGGGGUUUUGGACUUCAACUCCCAGAAUUCCUCACGGCCUCAGGCCCUUUCCUUU
Anolis sagrei ordinatus is the source of this 891-nucleotide messenger RNA. RefSeq names its product coiled-coil domain containing 71 like (gene CCDC71L). The record is from RefSeq and is a predicted model, not a curated record. NCBI's taxonomy places the organism in Eukaryota, Metazoa, Chordata, Lepidosauria, Squamata, Anolidae.